AUGUCGCCGACCACUUCUUCAGAUGAUCCGACAACCCCAUUGCUACAAUCAGCUAGGGAGAGGCCUGUAGCAGCUGCAGAUGAGAUACUAGAAUCCCAGAGAGAUGCUGAUGGUGAGCUGCAUGGAUCAGAACUGGCCCUAGAAAAGUGGAAUGAGCCUGUUAUCAACGCAUGGCGAGUUCUUGCUGCCUUCUUCAGCUUCAUCGUUGUUGGCGCAAAUGAUGGAACAUAUGGUGCAUUAGUCCCUUAUCUUUGUGAUCACUACGAAGUAGACUAUGCCACUGUGUCUGUGGUCUUUCUUUCCCCUUGCGUCGGGUAUGUUGCUGCUGCUCUAGUGAAUAAUUGGGCCCACGCGCGCUUUGGACAGAGAGGCGUUGCACUUCUUGGAUCGGGUGCUCAUAUAAUUGCCUAUCUCUCCUCCACACAGCAUCCGCCCUAUCCCGUGCUUGUUCUCCUCUUUGUAUUGGCUGGACUAGGUAAUGGUCUUCUUGAUGCGGCAUGGAAUGCUUGGAUUGGAGUUAUGGCAGACAGCAACAGAUUGAUGGGAAUCCUCCAUGGCUUCUAUGGCCUCGGUGCGGCAUUAGCACCGUUGACUGCUACCUCUCUGAUCACCACUCGUGGAUGGCACUGGUAUCAUUAUUACUACCUCAUGGCGAGUGGUGCACUAAUUGAGAUCUUAACGCUAGUUCCUGCGUUCUGGUCGGCGCGAGGUAGAUCAGUCAAGGAAGAGCAUCAAAGCAACUGGGACAGAGCACACGCCAAACGUUCCUGGAAGGAAAUAUUGUGCAGCAGCCCCACGAUACAGUCACUUGGAUCUCCUGCAACAUGGAUAAUCUGUUUAUUCAUUUUUAUUUAUGCUGGGGUUGAAAUAACCAUUGGGGGUUGGGUUUUCACGUUCCUUGUCCGCCAACGAGGCAUACCUGAAUUCGCGGCCGGUAUGGCAACUUUUAUUUACUGGGCAGGGCUCACUUUGGGCCGUGUGCUCCUCGGAUUCGUGACUGCAUAUCUACAAAUCGGCAAAUAUACGGUGGUUCUGUACUUGGCAACAUGUCUAACUCUCCAUAUUGUGUUCUGGUUUGUGGAGGAGUUCAAGGUCUCGGUAAUUGCAGUUGCUUUGUUAGGGUUUUUCCUCGGUCCAUUGUUCCCGGAAGCAGUCAUUGCUUUGGCCAACCUUUUGCCCAAGCAUUUACGUAUCGCCGGUAUUGGAAUUGCUGUUGCUCUAGGAAGUGCUGGUGGGUUGUAG
This is a messenger RNA of Aspergillus tanneri, 1242 nucleotides long. RefSeq names its product MFS transporter. The record is from RefSeq and is a predicted model, not a curated record. Lineage: Eukaryota; Fungi; Ascomycota; Eurotiomycetes; Eurotiales; Aspergillaceae. The transcript is spliced from 4 exons. Gene Ontology annotation, biological process: transmembrane transport. Gene Ontology annotation, cellular component: membrane. Gene Ontology annotation, molecular function: transmembrane transporter activity. The coding region runs from base 1 to 1242 and encodes 413 amino acids.